This is a messenger RNA of Conger conger (European conger), 2813 nucleotides long. RefSeq names its product pyruvate kinase PKM-like. Gene Ontology annotation, molecular function: magnesium ion binding; pyruvate kinase activity; potassium ion binding. The record is from RefSeq and is a predicted model, not a curated record. Gene Ontology annotation, cellular component: cytoplasm. Gene Ontology annotation, biological process: glycolytic process. The transcript has 11 exons. The coding region runs from base 184 to 1782 and encodes 532 amino acids. Lineage: Eukaryota; Metazoa; Chordata; Actinopteri; Anguilliformes; Congridae.
AGAAUGAAUUAAAUUUUGCGACCUAUCUGCUUUAUUCUCGGAGGGAUAUGUUAUGUUCUCUUCGGAAAGUAGUCCCGGUAAACGUGGAGGAAUCACCUUGAGCCGGUGGCCGUGUUCUCAGCGCAUCAGUCUCCGCAGUCGUUCAUCGCGACAAGGACGUUUCCAGCUGACACCGCUCCCAUCAUGCCCCAAUCCAAGACUCAAGACAUGGGCUCUGCCUUCAUCCAGACCCAGCAGCUGAACGCUGCGAUGGCCGACACCUUCCUGGAGCACAUGUGCCUGCUGGACAUCGACUCCGAGCCCACCGUCGCCCGCAACACCGGCAUCAUCUGCACCAUCGGACCGGCUUCUCGCUCCGUUGAAACCCUGCAGGAGAUGAUCAAGGCCGGAAUGAACAUUGCCCGUAUGAACUUCUCUCACGGCACUCACGAGUACCAUGCCGAGACCAUCAAGAACGUGCGUGAGGCUACUGAGAGCUUUCAGCCCGGCAGCAUCCACUACAGACCUGUGGCCAUUGCCCUGGACACUAAGGGCCCAGAGAUCAGGACUGGACUCAUCAAGGGAAGUGGCACUGCUGAGGUCGAGCUGAUGAAGGGGGAAAUGAUCAAGCUCACCCUGGACGAUGACUACAUGGACAACUGCGAUGAGACCACUCUGUGGCUGGACUACAAGAACAUCACCAAAGUGGUCCAGGUCGGAAGCCACAUCUACAUUGACGAUGGUCUGAUGUCGCUCAGGGUCAGGGAGAUCGGCUCCAACUUCCUGGACUGCGAGAUCGAGAACGGCGGCUUGCUCGGGAGCAAGAAGGGCGUGAACCUCCCCGGGGCGGCCGUGGACCUGCCCGCCGUGUCCGAGAAGGACAUGCAGGACCUGCUGUUCGGCGUGGAGCAGGGCGUGGACAUGGUGUUUGCCUCCUUCAUCCGCAAGGCCUCCGACGUGCAUGCCGUCCGGAAGGUUCUGGGAGACAAGGGCAAGGACAUCAAGAUCAUCAGCAAGCUGGAAAACCACGAGGGCGUGCGCAGGUUCGAUGAGAUCAUGGAGGCCAGCGACGGCAUCAUGGUGGCCCGUGGAGACCUGGGUAUCGAGAUCCCCACAGAGAAGGUCUUCCUGGCCCAGAAGAUGAUGACUGGCCGCUGCAACAGGGCCGGCAAGCCAAUCACCUGCGCCACUCAGAUGUUGGAGAGCAUGAUCAAGAAGCCCCGCCCGACCCGCGCGGAGGGCAGCGACGUGGCCAACGCUGUGCUGGACGGAGCCGACUGCAUCAUGUUGAGCGGGGAGACCGCCAAGGGAGACUACCCUCUGGAGGCCGUGAGGACACAGCACAUGAUCGCCAGGGAAGCGGAGGCCGCCAUGUUCCACAGGCAGCUGUUCGAGGAGCUCCGCCGCACCACCCACCUGACCCGCGACCCCUCCGAGGCCGUGGCCAUCGGCGCCGUGGAGUCCUCCUUCAAGUGCUGCGCCAGCGCCAUCAUUGUGCUCACCAAGACCGGCAGGUCAGCUCACCUGCUGUCCAAGUACAGGCCCCGCGCCCCCAUCAUUGCCGUCACCCGUAACGAGCAGACGGCCAGGCAGAGCCACCUGUACCGCGGAAUCUUCCCCGUGCUGUACAACAAGCCCGCCCACGACGUCUGGGCCGAGGAUGUCGACCUCCGCGUCAACUUCGCCAUGGAGAUGGGCAAGGCUCGUAAGUUCUUCAAGUCUGGCGAUGUGGUCAUCGUCCUGACCGGCUGGCGCCCCGGUUCCGGUUACACCAACACCAUGCGCGUCGUCCUUGUGCCUUGAAGCCCCCCAGAGGACUCUGCCAACCCCCCUCCCUCUCCCUCUCCCUCUCCCUCUCUCCCCCCCUGACAGCAGUGCUCCCCCUCACCGCUGUGGCCAUCUGACACACACCCAACCGCUCAGACCAUCCAAACAAAGCCACACAAGGCCCCCUCCAGAGGGCCUUCCCCACUGAACAGAAACUGUCCACACUCCAGAAUGCCUCAUGUAGGUGUCUUCUCUGCUGUACGCCAGUCUCCAGGGCUUCUCUGUACCCACUGCCAGGAACUGUAUUUAUUCUCUGUAAACGAGCCCCACAGUGAACCAGUCUUCACCCCCGCCUGCUCUGUUUGAAGAGGGCUGCAGGCCUUAGAGAGGGAGAGCGUGUUGCUCACACCACGCCUCGCUCAUCCGGAAGCUUCUGAAAGGAAACCCCCUCUUAACGAAUAUUCAGCGUGUAUUCAGCCCUGCUGUUGAACAGAGCAGUACGCGUGCUGCAGUUGCUUUGCCUGUGUGCUCUGUACUGUACCAACGUCACUCUCUGCUGUAUUUUAAUGUUGCACUUGCAAAUCGCUGUCAACAGUGUUACGUUAUGUAUGAUACUUGACUUUCGUGAAUGGUGGAUUUGUAUGAUGGGCGGUCAAUAUGGCUUUAUAUGUAUGUAUUUUUCUUUUUUUUUACUCAGGAGAAACAGUCACUAUUGGAAGCCCAUGAUGAAAUUGACCAUGAUCAUUUUUCUAUCUGUAUAGCUGGGGAAAGUAAAAAGUAAAUUAGCUCAAUUUUCUAAGAUGUUACAUGGUGCACUGAAAAUGGAUGUUUUUUAUUUCUUUUCCCCAGCCCCCUUCUCUUUCUUUCACUGUUUAUUGGUUCCGCUCUCCCUCCUUCUUCAAGCUCACUUCCGUUCUUCCGGCUGUUCUUCCUCUCCCACCCGUUUCUCUAACCGUGAUUGGUUUAAAGGUCUGAUAAUCGCGGACAGGAAAUGGGCUGUACAUACGUGGUGUACCGGGUGUUCCUGAAUGACUGGCUUUCCAUCAAUAAACGAGAUGAGCACCUGA